AAGAAGGGCAGGCACUCCGCCAUUGAGCUACACUCCCAGGCCUGAGAUUCUCCGCCUGCACUGGGAUUUUCAUUCAUUGAAAAUACUGCAUUUUAUUUACUUGAUAAUAAUCAAUAGCUUCUUUAAAAUCCUUGUCAGUUUCAACGUCUGCUUCACCUCAGAGUCAGACGAGAUGUGCGUUGACUUUCUUUUCCUUGGGGAUACGUUUCCAUUUCCUUGGUAUGUAGUGAUUUUGGGUUGCAUCGUGAGCAGUGAGGUAUGGAGAUUCUAGAGUCUGAUUUCCUCUGUUUUAACAGGUGGUUUUCUUGGCUGGGCUUGCACUGCACCUGUUUCUUGGUGGUGACUCUGGUCUUAGUUCAGCUCUCUUCUCUUUAGCUGCACUGCUUCAAGUCUGUUCUACCCAAGUGAAUUUAAGGGUUAGUCAGAGAUGAGGGUAGACAGAGUUUGGGACCUCCUUUGUGGCCCUUCCCUUUUCAGGAUUCUUUAUUUCCUUCUCAUUUUCUUAGCUUUUGCCUGGCCCAGAAAGACUGCAGGUUUCCCUCCAGGUGUCUAUGCUGUGCUUAGUCCAAACUAAAAGCCAAGGAGAUGGAAACUCGCUUGCAUGGAGUCUAUCAUGGCUCAAGAAUCUCCCAAAAAUUCAGCAGCAGAAAUUCCAGUGACGAGUAAUGGAGAAGUGGAUAACUCCCACGAACAUGGCUUUAACAGGGAUUUGAAGCAUUCAUUACCAUCUGGACUUGGUCUCUCAGAAACUCAAAUCACAUCUCAUGGCUUUGACAGUACCAGAGAGGGGGUUAUUGAAGCGGGAACAUACCAAGGUUCCCCAGCACCACCUUUGCCGUCUGUUCUAUCUCCUAGCAGGGUUGCAGCUAGUCAACUGGCUCAACAAGGAAGUGAUUUAAUUGUUGCUGCAGGUGGCCAGAGAACACAGACAAAAAGUGGACCAGUUAUUCUAGCAGAUGAAAUUAAAAAUCCUGCAAUGGAAAAGUUAGAACUUGUUAGAAAAUGGAGUCUAAAUACAUAUAAGUGUACUCGACAAAUUAUCUCUGAGAAACUAGGCCGUGGCUCAAGAACUGUGGACCUUGAACUUGAAGCUCAGAUUGAUAUAUUAAGAGAUAAUAAGAAAAAAUAUGAAAAUAUUCUAAGACUGGCUCAGACAUUGUCAACCCAGCUUUUCCAGAUGGUGCAUACCCAGAAGCAACUUGGAGAUGCAUUUGCUGACCUGAGUUUGAAGUCCCUAGAACUCCAUGAAGAAUUUGGCUAUAAUGCAGAUACCCAGAAGCUGCUAGCUAAAAAUGGAGAGACUCUUCUUGGGGCCAUUAAUUUUUUCAUUGCCAGUGUGAAUACUUUGGUGAAUAAAACAAUUGAAGAUACAUUAAUGACUGUGAAACAGUACGAAAGUGCCAGGAUUGAAUAUGAUGCAUAUCGCACUGAUUUGGAAGAACUGAAUCUUGGACCACGUGAUGCAAAUACCCUACCAAAAAUUGAGCAGUCACAGCAUUUGUUCCAAGCACAUAAAGAAAAAUAUGAUAAAAUGCGCAAUGAUGUUUCUAUCAAAUUGAAAUUUCUAGAAGAAAAUAAGGUUAAAGUGUUGCACAAUCAGCUGGUCCUUUUCCACAAUGCCAUCGCUGCCUACUUUGCUGGGAAUCAGAAGCAGCUUGAACAGACACUUAAACAGUUUCAUAUCAAAUUGAAAACCCCUGGAGUGGACGCCCCAUCUUGGCUGGAAGAACAGUAAAACCUCACCUGGCAGGAAAAGAAAGUCUCCUUGUGCUGUAAACAAAACUAAUGAGUUGAGUGCAGUGGGGAAAGUGGCAGGGUGACAACCAUUGCAGUGAUUCUCGCACAGACAGCUUUAAUUUUUCCCUUUUCAUACCUUAACAAUUGAACUGUUAAAUUUGAUAGGAAAGUGAGUGGUUUUAUUGUAAACAUAAUUUCUAUAAUCUGAACACAGUAAUUUCCCUUUUUGAGAAAUCCUUUUGUAUUGUGAGGGUUGAUGGCUAUUUCUGUAGUUUGAAAACACCUAAUAUAGAUUUGCACUGACAAGAUAAAAAUUCAAUGUUUUUGGUCCUGGAAGUGAGGGCCAGUUGAAACUUUCCAAAGGAGGUUUAUGUGAUUUGUAUCAGCAUCAGACAUUUUAUAUAUGAAUAUAUUAAACAUCUUUAAGAGAUUCAUUUUCAUGUAUUGUCUUUAAAAAGAAACUAUUUUAGAGUAAAUUAUAUGAUGUUCCUGCAGCAUCCACACAGAGUUGGCAGCUUUAAUGAAUGAUGGAUUGGCUCAUGGAGUUGUGGCAAAUACCUUUUGAAAAUUUAAUCCAUACCUUUGUAAUUUUGUUUAGACUUUUUUUUUUUUAAAGGCAAAGGACUCACACUGUCAUUCCUGUGAGGAGUUUUAAGCUAAUGGAUUUGUAUCACCCAAAGUCAUUGGGUAGUUAUAUCAACAACUUAUUUUGAUUUAUAAUGAAAUCUGCUAAAGAUAAUUUUUUUUUUAACAUGUAGACUUGGGAAUGGAAGUUCUUGAUGGUUUCUAGGGUAGAAAUCUAUACUUAGAAAGCUAGUUUUAGGGAAGAUUCCAUUUUGACAGAAGUGAAUUCCUAGACAGCUUUCAUUGACUUCCCUACGUAAGAUGCCGAUUAAGCCUUAAGUCACAGAUAUGUGCCUUCUCAUUCAACCAGUGUACAUAAUCCAUGACGAUCCCUCUUUGAGAUAUUGUUACAUGUAUCUGUUCCUUGGAAAGGAGCACCAUGUAUAAAUGUUAGGGUCUUUGUUUCUCAUUAAACCACUUAGAGGUUUAUGUUGAAAUCAACUUUUGACUUUGCUGUUUGGUUUCUCCUGGUCCUUUUGAGGAACGGGAAUGUGGGAGGUGUUUUUCAUUUGGAUAAUAAGGUCACGUGGGACUGUGGUGGUCACGGGAUGGGAAGGGUGAGUGGACAGGCCAGCACUGUUUAAAUGGUGUAGCACUGCUAGUGUGUGUCACUUGGUUGGCCUGUCCACUGCGUGCGUCUUCAUCUUAAAAGUUCCUUUGAUUUUUGUCAUAAUCAUAAAUUAGUAUUUUGAGAGAUCGCCCACCCUUCACCUGUUAGUUUCUGUUAUGUUAAAAUGAAGUCCUUAAGAUUACCAUUGUACAUGAACUUUCGUGGGCUGUAAGAUUUGUUUCAUGUCCAGAUGCCUGGUAGCUGGCUUUUUAAUUAAUAUGCCCAUUUGAGUGCUUAAUGCAGUGUAAUGUGAUUGUAAUCAUAAGCCUAUUUUAAAUCAUUCCCUCCUAUAUAUUUGUACUCUGAGAGCCUUAUUUUAUUCUUUCAGAAUAACUACUUGUGAUAGUUCAUUUACAUUCCCCAGAAUGUGCCUCUGGUGUGACUUUUGUAUUCUUAUUAAAAGUGCUUGCUGCAAUGUCCUCAUUCUCUGGCCCUCAUAGUUUUAAAUAAGAAGUAACUUUGGGAAUUCUGAGGACAUAGGAUUUUCCCCUGAACUUUAAAAGGAACAACAACAAAAUAUGGUGCUUCUGUUACUUAUAAUUUUCAUGCUCCGUAAGUUGUUCUUUUUCCCUCAAUCUGAAUCUCUUGGGAACUGAACCUGUCCAGUCUUCCCACAUUUCAAUAAUGGUUAUAGUAGCCAAAGAUCUGAAUAGUGUCAUGGAUUAAAGAUUUGUCAGAAUAAACUAAAAAUGUGUUUCUGUGUAGUGGGUACAUAUGCAAAAGAAAUACUAACCAGGGACAAGUUUGCUUUCUUAGGAAAGAAAUUCACAGCCAUUGUAGAAACAAGAGCCUUCUGUAAAAUGGAUGCUGAUAACCUUCCCAAGUGAGUGAACACUGCAUCAAACCAGCUGACUGCCCUGAGUUAGGUAUUUUAUAGUAUAAGCUCAGGGUUUCAAUAUCCUUUAAUAGGCAUGUGUCUGUCUUUGUACCCAUACCUGGUUAUACCACUAGGUUAUCCCUAGAAGGGAAGAUUGCCCCUCAAAAUAUCUACACACAGUCAAGAUGGCAUUGUAUAUUGCUUGUUUGCUUUCCCCAGUGAGCCCACUUACCAGUAAGAACAGACACAUGAGCUUAGUUGGGAUAUUUUUAAAGCUACUAUGCAGAAAAAGGAAAUGAUGCAUAGAACCAGCAGGACAUCACUUUACAAAUGUUUUAGGUGGAAAGGGAAAAUCCGUCAGGAAGAUGGAUAAAGACUCAACCAUGAGGAGUUGGGAGGUUUUCAGAUAUGGGGCUCAGGGGCAGGAGAUGGAUAGAGAUAGCUGAUUUUUCACUCAUUAAAAUAGAAUUAAUCCUAGCUACUCAGGAGGCAGAGAUCAGGAGGAUCAAGGUUCGAAGCCAGCCCUGGCAAAUA
Messenger RNA from Castor canadensis (American beaver), 4322 nucleotides. The record is from RefSeq and is a predicted model, not a curated record. Lineage: Eukaryota; Metazoa; Chordata; Mammalia; Rodentia; Castoridae.